AUGUCUCCAAAUAACCAAGCGCCACAUCUCGAUGAAGCUCAGGACAGCUCCUGCGAGCCACAGCUAGGAGAUGGCCUGACACAAGGGGCGAAGGGGGAUUCCUUAGAGAUACGGACACAGAAGGAAGAAGCAGAUGCGCCCAUGAGUGAGGAACAAGUAAAGAAGGAAGACAGCAUGGAUGCGGGGCAGGCACCAAUAUCAGCACCAGGCGAGGCAGGGGUGAUAGGGGAAUCGAAUAAGAACGGCUUGGAAAACGGGGCUGAAUAUACGAAGGUGGACACAGAGCCCAAGAAAGCAAAUGUGGAAACGGCCAUAGAGGGCACAGAAACGCAGUCGGCCGAGUCGAAAGCGGCGCCACCAGCACCUGGCAACGAUGAGCCAGACAACGCCCCACGAGCGUCCACGCCUCCUCCAGAAUCUGAAAAGGUCGCCGGCAAGGCACCUGUUCGCUCGCCGUCACCUCCUCCGCCGCCGCCCAAAGACGACAGAUACCUCUCCACAAGCAACGUACCUAGCCGUACCACGUCACCUGUGUCGCAACCGAAUCUCAGCAGGAGAACCUCAGAAGAUGCUGAGGCUGCCGAAUACGCUUCCAAGCACAGUGGCGCCGAAGAUGCUGUUGACGACUCUCAGUCGGAGAUACAGAGCAUUAUGGACCAGUUCGCGGACGGUCAUGGAGGGCUGGGUGAAGAGGAGAUCAUGUCUCCACGCUUAGAAAUAGCACAACCCAUGCUAGAUUCUCCGAUAACACAUCCUCCACGUCAGUCGAGCUUAGCCUCAACCGAUAAGCCUCUGCCCAUUCCUGGCGGUGGUCCGUCUCCCGAGCAGCCUCUUAGAUCUCCACCGAUACGGACAUCUUCUCUGUACCGCGCCGGGACCAACAAUUCUUUGAACGAGAUUUCAUCACCCAGCGCACAUGCGUCAUCAUUCCAGACACCCGCACCUCCUCCAGACCCUGAACCAGACCUACCCUUUGACUUUCAUCGAUUCCUCGAGCAAUUGCGCCACCGGACUGCUGACCCGGUAGCCAAAUUUUUGCGCUCUUUCCUGUUGGAGUUUGCCAAGAAACAAUGGAUGGUACAUGAGCAGGUGAAGAUCAUUGGCGACUUUCUGGAAUUUAUCAGCAAGAAGAUGGCCCAGUGUGAGGUGUGGCGGACCGUGUCCGACGCGGAAUUCGACAAUGCAAGAGAAGGAAUGGAGAAGCUCGUCAUGAAUAGACUCUACUCUCAGACCUUCUCUCCGGCAAUCCCACCACCCGAGCCAGUAGCCCCAUCCAGGAGUAGACGCAGACAGGAAGCACCAGGGCCGGGCCGGAGAGGACAACAUCAAGAGGAUGUCGAACGCGAUGAGGUACUCGCUCAGAAAGUCCGUAUAUAUGGUUGGGUCAAGGAGGAGCACCUUGAUAUACAGCCAGUUGGCGAUAAGGGCAGGAAAUUCUUACACCUUGCGCAACAGGAAUUGUUGAAAAUCAAGAGCUACCGGGCGCCACGAGACAAAGUCAUCUGCAUCCUCAAUUGUUGCAAAGUCAUAUUUGGCUAUCUACGAACGGCCACCAAAGCAGACCAGUCCGCCGACGCUUUUGUGCCACUCCUCAUAUAUACUGUGUUACAUGCAAACCCAGACCAUCUAGUGUCCAAUGUUCAGUACAUUCUUCGCUUCCGGAACCAAGACAAAUUGGGCGGUGAAGCUGGCUACUACAUCUCGUCUUUGAUGGGAGCGAUACAAUUCAUCGAAGGACUUGAUAAAACUUCACUCACUGUGACGGACGAAGAAUUCGAGAAGAACGUCGAGGCUGCAGUAUCCGCCAUCGCAGAGCGACACAACGCAGAGGCCGCCCUGUCUGAUCCCACCGAAAAUGCUCCGCAUAUGCGGCCACCUCCGACCCAGGGUCACCGCCGGAUGCCUUCACCGCAUUCACUUCACUUAUCAGAAAAGUCGACGCCAUCCCGACCCGAAGUUACAACGCGAAACUCACUCGACGCAGAGCAGGCUGGCCCGCGACGCUCAACAAGUACCCGUGCAAGCAAGAGCGAAAGUGACCCACCUGAAGAGGAGAACGCCGCCGUUGCAGGCCUCCUUCGCACCAUACAGCGCCCACUAAGCACCAUCGGCCGCAUAUUCUCCGACAACGAUACCACGACUGCUUCCUCAGGGCCUGCUUCCACCCCACAACCGGGUAACACCCCGCGAUUGACACCGCAGCCGCCGCAAAUGCCCCCUCGGGGAGCGUCCUCAGACUACGCCGGAAACGCUCCAGAACAUCUCAACGAGAAGCAACGACGGUCAGCAGAAGAAGAAAGGUAUCGGAAAAGGCUCUCAGCCGAAGACGCUGCCGCGAGACAGGCGUCUGCCGAGGCUGAGGAGGCAAGAAGAAUACAAAGGCAGGAACACUCCGUCGUUGUGGAGACGCUGGCAGGGAUGUUCCCGCAGCUGGACCGAGAUGUCAUCGACGAUGUGGUACGGUUGAAGGAAGGACGGGUUGGUCUGGCUGUCGACGCGUGCUUGGCUCUUGCGAACCCGUAG
This is a messenger RNA of Didymosphaeria variabile, 2523 nucleotides long. RefSeq lists its product as uncharacterized. Lineage: Eukaryota; Fungi; Ascomycota; Dothideomycetes; Pleosporales; Didymosphaeriaceae. The record is from RefSeq and is a predicted model, not a curated record. Gene Ontology annotation, cellular component: cytosol; endocytic vesicle. Gene Ontology annotation, biological process: vesicle-mediated transport. The transcript has 2 exons. Gene Ontology annotation, molecular function: ubiquitin binding; guanyl-nucleotide exchange factor activity; small GTPase binding. Bases 1 to 2523 code for a protein of 840 amino acids.